This is a messenger RNA of Rhineura floridana, 803 nucleotides long. Its product is annotated as small EDRK-rich factor 1-like. The annotation marks the transcript as partial. The record is from RefSeq and is a predicted model, not a curated record. The transcript has 3 exons. NCBI's taxonomy places the organism in Eukaryota, Metazoa, Chordata, Lepidosauria, Squamata, Rhineuridae.
ACGCAACAGAGGGUGGGGCGCGCAGAAGGUUCUGGCAGUUGGACCGGCUGCAGGGGAGUUGUUGGUUGUGUGUGUACCGGUUGUCGUCGCUGGGGUUAUUGUUUUGCCAUGGCCCGUGGGAACCAGCGUGAACUUGCCCGCCAAAAGAACAUGAAGAAAAAUCAAGAACUGAAUAAAGGGAAAAGAAAAGAGGAUACUUUGUCGGCUUCUCAGAGGAAACAAAGAGACUCUGAAAUUAUGCAGCAAAAGCAGAAAGCAGCUGAUGAGAAGAAAUCUCUUCAGGCAGGAGCAAAAUAAUCUGUGGCUGCCUGAAGGACCUAACAGUGCUGCAGUGCAUCUCACAAUAUAGGGCCUAAGAAAAUACAUAUUUGUAAAAGUAGCCAACCAUUAAAUGGUUAAUGUUUAUCUUCUACUUGCUCACUUGUCCAGUAUGCAUUUAUUUUAGACUGUCUAAUUAGUAUAGUGCAGUUGUAACUGACUUGGCUUGAAUUGAAAUACUAGAAUCUGUUCCAAUGAAAUUGGAUUCGAAGUUCUUAAUUCCCUUUGCAUGGUCUAUUAGUAAUGGUAGCAGUAGCUUGACUGCAGUUUUCAUUGUUAAAAGUGUUGGCUUGGUAAAUGGCUUGUGUGACUGUACCAGUUUUUAAAUAUGCACAUAGACUGAAAAUCCUAUAUGGCAACUCUUAAACUGCAUUCAAAAGCGAUAACACUUUUAAAAGCCCAGGUCUCUGUAUUUGCUUUCCACUUUGUAAAGGUCAGCUGUAAAGUUAAUCAUAAAUUAUUUUUACAAUAAAAUGUCGCAUGAA